This is a messenger RNA of Trichobilharzia szidati, 702 nucleotides long. The record is from the annotation of a GenBank genome assembly. Lineage: Eukaryota; Metazoa; Platyhelminthes; Trematoda; Strigeidida; Schistosomatidae.
AUGUCAGGUGAAGGUGCGAGCUUUGACAGUUCGAGAAAACUGCACUUGAGCAACCGCAAUUUAUUCUUACUCUGGAUGAUAGCUGAUACGGCGUUAAUGAUACUAAUUACAAUAGGAAUGAUUGUAAUGGUGAACAAUGAAGAGGAGGUGAAUGAAUGGAUUAGAGUGAACAGUUGGGUGACAAUCAUUCUGAUAAUUCUUGGAUGUGUUCCAAUUCUUAUUCUUGUGUUAGUCAAGGCACUUGGAAAUAACCGAGAAAUCGACCAUUAUCUAAUAGGAUUCAGUUACAUACUGUGUUCAAUGGGAUUCGCCACUUUGUUCCGUGUAAUCGAUGUAUUGUACGCCUCGAUAUCCAGUGGUGUAACGCUAAUGGCGACUGCACUCGUGAUCUUUAUAGCUGUGAACGUACGACGUUCCACAAUGCUAACCAUUAUCAUCUUUGUAUUUGUGGUUAUUGCACUAAUCAUUGGAGCUGCCCUGCAUAUUGUUCAAAUAUCAACAGAUAACAAACACAUAGCUUACAGGAUUGGUGUUGCAGUUUGUUUCGGUAUCGCUGUGGCGUCAGCAAUUUUUAUGACGACAAAUACACUUCAUUCCAAACUUUUUCAAACGCGAAAACAACAAAAUAUUGAGCGUGUAAAGGUUAUAAGUCACAGGACGAUGAUUAUUUCAAUUCCACAAAGUAAUUUAGUUUUAAAUUAA